Messenger RNA from Colletotrichum graminicola M1.001, 2007 nucleotides. Its product is annotated as alkaline phosphatase. The transcript has 5 exons. Gene Ontology annotation, biological process: dephosphorylation. NCBI's taxonomy places the organism in Eukaryota, Fungi, Ascomycota, Sordariomycetes, Glomerellales, Glomerellaceae. The record is from RefSeq and is a predicted model, not a curated record. The coding region runs from base 1 to 2007 and encodes 668 amino acids. Gene Ontology annotation, molecular function: alkaline phosphatase activity.
AUGAUGACAAAGCUCAGCCCUAUUGCAGUCCUUGCUGUGUCGCUGUCUCUCGUGUCAGCGCAGACCUACCAGCGGCUCGGAACCUGUCCAGACCUUGGCUGCGUCCUGCCGCCCGACCAGUCGGACUUCCUCCCCGGUCAGCUCUUCGACCUCCGUGUCGAGGUCCAUGCGCCCGUAAACGGCUCUGAGGCCUUCAACAACGGCGUCCCCGAUGAGUCCUUCACGGUCAGCAUCGCAAAGGAGGGCGCCGAGGCCAAGAGCCUGGCCGACUUCUUCGGUGUCGAGGAGCCCGAGCUCGAGAAGUGGUCUUUCGGUUGGUACGAGGACCUCUUCGCCGAGGACGCGAAGCAGAAAAGCAUGGUCAAUGUGGCCUCCAAGAUAUGGCGCCACAUCAGUCUGUACGAGCCCGGCAACUACGAGGUCAUUCUCAAGUACUACGAUGGCAGGACCACCACCGCCAACUGGGUUGUGCGACCUUUGGCGACGGAGAAGAAGGCCAAGAACGUCAUCUUCUUCAUCGGUGACGGCAUGACCACAAACAUGGUCACUGCCGCCCGUCUCCUCGGUCACAAGAGUGUCAACGGAAAGUACCAGACCACCCUGGCUCUGGACAAGUUCCCUGUCCUCGGCCACCAGAUGACGCAUUCCAUCGACAGCUACAUCACCGACUCUGCCAACUCUGCGUCUGCGCUGUACUCUGGCCACAAGAGCACCGUUAACGCCAUGGGUGUCUACGCCGACUCUUCUCCCGACGCCUUCGACGACCCCAAGGUCGAGACCAUUGUUGAGCUGAUUCACCGUAUCUGGGGUUCCGCCUGGGGUGCCGUCUCUACCGCUUUCAUUGCCGACGCCACUCCCAUUGCCCUGACCGCGCACACCCGAUCCCGCUCCCUGUACGGACCCCUGAUUGAUCAGGCCCUUAACGGUCUCACCAACUACACUUGGACCAAAAUGAACGGUCCCGAUGUCUACCUUGGCGGCGGUGCCGAGCAGUUCUACCCCGGCACGGGCUCUUACCAGGGCAAGAACUACUAUGAGGAGUUCGCCAACAAGGGCUAUACCGUCGCCCUUAACAAGACCUCCCUCGAGGCUGCCAGCGCCAACGAGAAGCUCCUCGGGAUCUUCACCCAGGGCAACCUUCCCGUCUGGCUCGACCGCAACGUUCUCACCGAGAAUCUGGGGGAGCUCACCAAUGAUCCCAGUGGCAACGAGAGCGCUGCCCUUGACAUCCCCGGCCUCAAGGAGAUGACCCUUAAGGCUGUCGAGACCCUCCAUAACCGUGGCGGUGACAAGGGUUUCUUCUUGAUGUCCGAGGCUGCCUCCAUCGACAAGCAGAUGCACGCCCUCGACUAUGACCGCGCUCUCGGUGACCUUCUGGAGCUCGACGACACCGUCAAGGCCACUAUUGAGAAGCUUGAGGAGCUCGGUAUUCUCGAGGACACUCUGGUCGUUGUCUCCUCCGACCAUGGCCACGGAUUCGAUGUCUUUGGAAACGCCGACACAAAGUACCUCGCCGAGCAGGAGGACGACCGCACCAAGCGCAGGGCCGUCGGUGUCUACGCCAACUCUGGUCUGUCCCAGUACACCGUCGAGCAGCCCGGCGUCAGCUACAACACCGGCCCCAACUUCCCCCUGAACUGGAACCCCCGCUACGCCAUCGCCGCCGGUGUCGGUGCCAACCCUGACCGCCGCGAGGACUACAAGUUACACGAGUCCUCCCGUACCCCCGCCGUCCCCGCCACCGACACCUCUGACUACUACGCCAACCCCAAGGAUGCCGUCGAUGGCUUCGUCGUUAACGGCACUCUCCCCACGAACGAGGCCCAGGGCGUCCACUCGCUCACCGACGUCGCCGUCUGGGCCCGCGGCCCCUGCCAGGAGACCUUUGGCGGCACCUACAACAACAUUGACAUCUUUUAUAAGAUGGCCAACUGCCUCGGUCUCGCGCAGCCGCGCAACGGCACGUCUCCCAGCGGCACCAGGCACAGAAGAGCCCUCGAAGCAUAG